AAGACACAUCAGCGAAACCAAUGCUUGUCAAAUUAACGCGGGUGACGUUUUCAAAAUUCUCCGAGUUCAAAAUUCAUGUUAAUAGACCCCUCAUAUCUUUUAUCAUGUGAGAAGUUCCCCUAAAAUCCGCCAACAUGGUCAUGGGGCAAUUCGUAACCACCUACCGCAAGGACUACCUAUGGCCUUACGUGAAAACCUUGGGCAUGCGCCCUGAGCCUGAAAGACUCUAUGAACCUCAAUACAGGGACAGAGAUGGACAACAUAUGUGCCCUUGUCACUGCUUACCGCCCGUGAUGGGCGGUGACAGGGUGCUUCUGGGAUCUGACGUCUACGAGAAAGAGCAAUGGAGUCGUAUGGGCCCCAUGGGACCCCUUCUGGACCCAAAGACCUUCCCUGCGAAGGUUGGGUCUGCCCCUGAAUCGGAAGUAGCAAGGUACAAUCAGCCGAACGUGUUCUUGCAGAAAUUGCAGGAGAAGUACCCUUUUAUUUAUGAGUGUUUGAGAAGUGCCCCUCCUGAUGAUCUGAUAUCUAGGAUUAAUAGGGAUAGACUGUCCACCACCUAUGAGGUGGACUACUGCAAAAAGAAUGAAUACCCGUCAGCUCCGUACGAAGAGCUAUUAAGAGCUGCUGGUGUAGAAGGCUUAGCUCCGUGCCCAGAGCCUGUGAGGCUACCUGGAGAUCCGUGCAGACCAUUGAAGAAAGUCAGCAUUUCGAAGAGGAUAGGGGGUGGAAAGGCUUGUGGUGGUCUGCCUAAAUCUGAUGACGCCAAGAGGAAUGAACAGAACAUAGGUAGCUGCAAGGCAGAUUUCUUCGCGUUGACUUACGGCGUUUCCGAAUAUCAAGACACAUAUUCCAGGCUGGGACAUCUGAUCGUGAGGGAUGGGUUGCAUAAUCCCGACAGGAAAAGAAGAUAACGUUAAAUGUGUAUAUGAUCUGUUUAUGUGAUGUUUAGUAAAGGGAUUACCAAAUUAAGUGGCAAUUUGUAUUCAACCCGACAAAGCUGCAAGAUGAUAAGGAGUAUGGACUGUAAUUAAUUAAGAUGGGAUUGUUUAAAGAAGUUAUGAGGAAAAUGAUAAGAUGAAGCAGCUGAUUUUUGAAUUUCGAAGUAUUUCAGCAUUUUUAUUCGAGAAGAAUGUUGCGUACAAGCUGCAAGUCCCACACAGUACAAGAAGUAUAUUUGUAUCCACUCAAAAAAAAUAUUCUAAUAAUAGUAGUAAUAUACAGG
Molecule: messenger RNA, 1225 nt
Organism: Acanthoscelides obtectus
Lineage: Eukaryota; Metazoa; Arthropoda; Insecta; Coleoptera; Chrysomelidae
Source: the annotation of a GenBank genome assembly